Topomyia yanbarensis is the source of this 4118-nucleotide messenger RNA. RefSeq names its product lachesin (gene DIP-kappa). The record is from RefSeq and is a predicted model, not a curated record. Lineage: Eukaryota; Metazoa; Arthropoda; Insecta; Diptera; Culicidae. Bases 2263 to 3582 code for a protein of 439 amino acids. The transcript is spliced from 12 exons. Gene Ontology annotation, cellular component: neuron projection.
AGGUUAGUUCUUGUAGUACCUUCACGCGGGACGAAUGUUACUCUUCGAUUCGGGAACAGAACGAGGUCGGGUAUUUAGUGAUCGGUUGCACGGUUCGCACGGGAUGAGACAAAACUUGUUUCCACUUUCCUGGAUUUGGUAAUCGUUGUCGUCGUCGUCGUUGGAAAAAGUUAGUGUGCAUCCUUCGGAAUUGAUACGGAUUGUCACGGGAGAAACUUUUUCCGGUUGAAUUGCCGUGCCAGUAGCCGGAAUUCAGACGAUGAAUGAAGUUUUCUCCAGUCACUCAAAUAGAAAUAAGCUUUAGUGUUAUCAAUUAUUCACCCCGUGGUUGGGGCAGUCACAAAUUGGUGGCAGACCGGGUGAUGCUGAAACGCCUGAUAGGUAGACCAGAAAGUUGUGAAAGAUAACAGACAGAUCGCUGUCACUCGGUGUCAUUUUGCGGUGGUGGUGCUGGUGGUGGUCUUACGACAUGACGUGACCAUUCACCGGAGGCGACUUCUGGCCCCAGGCGUGAUGGUAAUAUCCGUUUCAGUCCCAGAACGUGACCAGAGGUUUGAAUAACCUUACCGACUGCUAUUGUUUGGGUGAUUUCGUUCGGAUUAUUUGUGAAUGUCGACGCGGAUGUGCGUGUGUGUGUAGGGGGAAUAAUUAAUUCGAUAAUGAAAACAUAAUCUGAUUAAAGAUUUGCAAGCAAAGGAUCGGUGCUUGACUGACAGAGAGCAACAGAGCCGCACUGAACCCGGCAUCAGUGUGUGUGCUCAUGGCAGCAUGAGUGAUGUGAUUAUGCGCUCGGAGAACAGCCUGGGGGAACGAUGAUGACACACUGAUGAGCGGAACUUCAUAUUGACGCUGCAUUUGUGGCGAUUAUUAAUUUGCGUAUCGCCUGUAAUGCCGUGAAAUACUAUUCCGGAGAAUUCGCGUCGAAAGGUUGCCCCAUAACCGUUUCGCCUGCAGGCACCGUAAUCCGUGAACCCGUGACCGUGGCUGACGACUGGCGGUCAAUGGGGAUAAGAGUGGGUCGGCUGCUGGCAGAAAAUCGGUCGUGAUUUAUGAGUUCAGUGAACAUGAUUCAGUGCAGUUUAAGCCGAGAGUUAUUGCAACUAGUUGUGUGUCUGUGUGGGUGUAGAUAGAAAGCUGAAAUAUAGUGUGUGCAUGGCAGUGAAAACUGUGCGGGAAAGUUCAAAUCGAUUGUGCAAAAUACUCGCUGGCUCGGAGAAGGGGGUCUCGCAGUAGCAGCGUAUCAGGAGUGUGAAAUUUGGAAAAUAUCCAACAGAUAGAUAGUUGCCGGAGUCUGUGAGGGGAUGGUGGAAUUCAGCUGUUGUUUAAAAGCAGGAUGUUUUAGUGCAGCUUUUCGAGGGUGUAUGUUUGGGGAGUCGGAAAGAGAAAAACAACUGACAAAUUCCCAAUCAAGUUGAAUUACUUUGCUGUAGGAGCAUCGAGGCGAAGUUGGAUUCGAGUAGCAUAUUGCAACCGUCGUCAGCGCUUGUAAUCCUCUGGAGAGCACCCGGAAGAACUAGUGGGGAGAAAAAAACCCCAUCUCAUACACAUACACACUCACAAAAAAGCAGCAUCCACCGAACGACGGAGUGGGAAAAUUAUUCAUUCCGGGGCAACAAGAAUAUCCGGUAGCACUUGGACACAACGACUAGAACGCCAGGAAACAAAAAAAAUCUGCUGAAAAACCCGAUGAGAAAAUAAAGUAGUUAUACCUACUAGCGGUAGUGGUCCUAUUUCACUGGCAGCAGAAUAUAUAUAUAAAAAACAGCACGAAAACAUCAAGCGACGAACAAAAAGCCAAGCGAAAUUUUUCGUGAAGCAAAAUUAUGAAACGUGGAGUGUUGAAUACAUAGAAAAAAAAGAAUACUGCACUAUCCGGUGAAGUGAAGUGUUAGGAAAGAAGGGAAAGGGAAAAAAGCGCCAGUGGGUGUCCGCGUGAGCUUCCAGUGGAGAAUGCUGCAAAUCCUCACUCACCCUGAGCAGCAUCAGCAGCGGUAGUGCAUUCCCGCGAGGGAGGGGGAUCGGUGCUGGAUACUGCUAAAAAAUACCAUUGUUUGUUAGUGUUUCCAGUGAUCGUCCUCGUACGUCUCACGUUUGCUGGCUGUAUAGCAAGUGAAAACCCGCCCUGAAAGUGAAGCCCCCGGCACUCGUCCGCCGGUAGAGAGCCUGCCGUUAGCGGUGACCGUUUGCCAGUCCCCCUGGUUCUGACUGACUGUGAAUGCGUUGCAAGUCGCCGUCAGUUCGUCAUCCUGUCAGGACGCUGUUAUGAGGGGACACCUGGAGCGGAGUUGCUGCUGCUGGCGACCGAGGAACAUGGGGAUUAUUAAAAUAACAUUCCUGCUGGCUUGUUCGGUGCUGGGAUUAGCGCAAGGAAAGCAAACACGAGCUCACGAAACUCCACCUGACUUCAACAACGAAGCAAACUUUCCCCGGUUUGCAGAACCAAUUCCAAACAUCACAGUGACCAUCGGCAGAGACGCGCUGCUGGCGUGCGUGGUGGAGAACCUCAAAGGAUACAAGGUCGCUUGGGUCCGGGUGGACACACAGACGAUACUAUCGAUUCACCACAAUGUGAUAACCCAAAAUCCCCGAAUCAGCUUGACCUACAAUGACCACCGGUCCUGGUAUUUGCACAUCCGGGAGGUGGAGGAAAACGACCGGGGCUGGUACAUGUGUCAGGUCAACACCGAUCCGAUGCGGUCACGGAAAGGUUACCUGCAGGUCGUCGUACCACCCGCAAUCGUGGAAUCACUGACGAGCAACGACAUGGUGGUCCGGGAGGGCACCAACGUAACGCUGUCGUGCAAGGCGAAAGGAUUCCCCGAACCGUACGUGAUGUGGCGCCGGGAGGACGGCGACGAGAUGGCCAUCGGAGGUGAAAACGUGAAUGUGGUCGAUGGUGAAAUGUUACACAUAACCAAAGUCAGCCGGUUGCAUAUGGCGGCCUAUCUGUGUGUGGCGUCGAACGGAGUGCCGCCAUCUAUCAGUAAGCGGGUGCAGCUGAGGGUACAAUUUCCCCCCAUGCUAUCGAUCCCGAACCAGCUGGAAGGAGCCUACCUCGGGCAGGACGUCAUCCUCGAGUGCCACACGGAGGCCUAUCCGGCAUCCAUCAACUACUGGACGACGGAGCGGGGCGAUAUGAUCAUUUCCGACACCUCCCGCACCGGGGACAAGUUCGAGACCAUGUCCCGCAACACCGGCUACACCAAAUUCAUGCAGCUGAAAAUUAGAAGCGUCGGCCCAGCGGACUUCGGCUCGUAUCGAUGCGUUGCCAAAAACUCAUUAGGCGAAACGGACGGGUUAAUCAAACUGGAUGAAAUACCAGCACCAACGACAAUAUUGACAACCGAAUCACUUUAUAACAAUCGAUCAAAAGGUCGGAAAGCAAACAAAAAGAUCGAUCCGCUGAUGGUUGGCGAUUACGGUGUGGAAGAGUGGAAGGAAAACGGUGCCUCGAUACGGCAUCCCCCGGGGGCAUUCCACAACGGCAGCUGGGGUCCAUUCAGCAUCCCCAGCACAUUGCAGCUGCUGCUGUUGGGAAAUCUGGUGACGAUACUAGCACUGCUCGGUCGCAUCAGCAGAUGAAACUGAGAAAGUUAUCGAUUUCCAUAAAUCCUUCAGCCCUUCACACGACCAGCCUCCACCGCCGAGUACGUACAUAGAUAGGUACGCGAAGUACGCAGAGCAAAAGCGAGAAUUAGACCGUGCAAAUAUCAUCCAUCACACACACACAGGUAACAGACUUCGGCGGUCGACGGCGUAGCGAAUGAAUGAACUCGAACGGGUCAAAGUUGACCCCCGCAAACGCGACUCCGCAGUUUUCGUACGCAGUGAUCUACACAACAAACAGAUACACAUAUAGCUUAUUUAUGUAGGUAAGUUAAAAGCUGAACCAUUGUUUGUAUACAAGAAACAGUAAAAGUGCAGAUGAUUUAGGAAAAUUUCUAUACAGAAAUAAACGAAAGCAGAGCGAUAAGAAAAUAAGUAUAUGAGAUAUAAUAUAUUGCUAAUUAGUAAGACGCCAGCGUAAAUCAAAUUAGAUUGUUUGUAGAGCUGUAAGAAACUGCUAGGGUAUGCUGUGAGCUGUUUUGUAAAUAUACAGGUAAACUAGUGUUACGAAA